This is a messenger RNA of Mercenaria mercenaria, 1763 nucleotides long. Its product is annotated as galactoside 2-alpha-L-fucosyltransferase SEC1-like. The transcript is spliced from 2 exons. Gene Ontology annotation, molecular function: galactoside 2-alpha-L-fucosyltransferase activity. The record is from RefSeq and is a predicted model, not a curated record. The coding region runs from base 330 to 1388 and encodes 352 amino acids. Gene Ontology annotation, biological process: carbohydrate metabolic process. Gene Ontology annotation, cellular component: membrane. NCBI's taxonomy places the organism in Eukaryota, Metazoa, Mollusca, Bivalvia, Venerida, Veneridae.
AAUGAAAUUAAAAAAAAAAAAAAAAAAAAAAAAAAAGACAGAAAAAAAACACAAGAAUUGAUCCGAAGAUUUCUUGCGAAAUAUAGAGUUUAUGUCGGAAUAUAUGGACAGUUAAUGGACAAUGGAUAUACAGUUGUAAAGACCACCUUUCCGAAAUGACAAAAAUGUUUGUUUUUGACAGAUGGUCUCUCAAAACAGAAAAAAGCACUGAGAGAGAAAACGAAGAGGCUUACUGUGAACUCGAGACCAAAACCAGAUAUAAAAAUAUUCAUUUAGACACUAUUAUUCAAAGGAUCCUAUAUAGUUGCACGUAAAAAUACAAUAGAAUAAUGUCAUUAAAAGAAGCGGUUAAUAGGAAUUAUUUUGUCAUUCUUAUUUCAAUUUUAAUAAGUUUUGUUCUGUAUAUUACGUUUACUCAAACGUGGAAUAAAGAUGCUGUGAAAUAUUACGACACUAAUAGAAGGCAUGAACAGUUGAAUAUUCAUAAAUGCUUUAAGACUUUGUGGGAUAGAAAGGCAUUUAGUGAUUUUAUCAGGAACAAUACUACAGAAAAUGGCGGGAAUAUUUCGACCUAUCGAGAAAGUUCAUGUAAUCACUUCAUAAAAUUAGCCUCACCGGGUGGAAGAACGGGCAAUCAACUAUUUCAGAUUGCUGCAUUGUUCGGAAUAUCUUUUGAAUACGACUUUAUUCCAAUUAUUGAACCUUCGUUCCCUUUAUCUAAAUAUUUUGAUUUGCCAAAUGUAUCUAAGGUGAAAUUAAGCAAUUCGAGCAUAUGUACAUCACAGUUUCCCGGGAUAUUUUACAAAUGUUUUAACAGAAGUGAAAAUGAUAAGGCUUUUAAUAUGACACUUAAUGGAUAUUUCCAGUCCUGGAAAUAUUUUAAAAACAGUGCGGACAUCAUAAGAACAGUUUUAAAAAUUAGACCCAGAUAUAUGCAAAAUGCUAAACUCUUUUUACAGUUUCACAAAAAAGAUGGAUUCAAAAAUAUUUGUAUACAUGUAAGAAGGACGGAUAUGGCAGACAAGUCACUUGCACGAAAAGGUUAUGCAGCGGCUCCUAUCAGUUUCAUUUACAAAGCUAUACAGUUUUGUGAAGUCAAUUUUAAGAAAGCUAUUUUCUUUGUAUUAAGUGAUGAUAUUAAGUGGUGCAGGAAAAAUAUAAAACGUAAUGUCAUAUUUAGCAGUUUUACAGAUCCCGGGAAUGAUUUGGCCCUUAUGACGUCAUGUGAUCACGUGGUAGUAACGGCAGGUUCGUUUGGUUGGUGGGGGGCAUGGCUUUCAAAUGGAACGGCUGUUUAUUUCAACGGCUAUCCACGCCCAGGAACUAAGGCAGAAGCAGAAUAUAUACGUGAGGAUUAUUAUCCUCCGGACUGGAUUGGGCUAUCGUAAUGAUGAAUUGUACGACCAUUUUAUGGAGAAUGGAAUAUUUCAAAGUUUGAAUUUUCGGGUAAAUGCAAACGCAUGGCAGUUUGUGGGGAUUUGGUCCGACAUAAGAAAAAAUAUUGAGAAUUAUAGAGACCUAUGCCACGUUUAGGUUGUAGCGAGUUGUUGAAAUUUCCUAUGUAUCUCUUUCCGGGCACACGAUUGGCAAAAGCUAUGACGUCAUAAAUAUGACAGCCUAAGAGAAAAUAAGAAGGGAAGAAAAUAUAUAACUGCUGAAUAACUGCAGGUGACAGCGUCCUCGAAAACGAUAACUGUAAUUGUACUAUUGAUAUAUGUACUGAUGGUAAUGUUUAUUCUAGAUAAAAGCACUUUUAUGAAACA